Mucor mucedo is the source of this 1014-nucleotide messenger RNA. RefSeq lists its product as uncharacterized. NCBI's taxonomy places the organism in Eukaryota, Fungi, Mucoromycota, Mucoromycetes, Mucorales, Mucoraceae. The record is from RefSeq and is a predicted model, not a curated record. Gene Ontology annotation, cellular component: transcription factor TFIIE complex. The transcript is spliced from 5 exons. Gene Ontology annotation, biological process: transcription initiation at RNA polymerase II promoter; transcription open complex formation at RNA polymerase II promoter. The coding region runs from base 1 to 1014 and encodes 337 amino acids.
AUGGAACCUAGAAAGCAAGAUCAACGACUCGUUCCAAAAACCUACUACUAUAUCGACUAUAAAGAAUUUGUAGACGUGGUAAAGUGGAAGAUGUACAAAAUGCAAACGAUUGUUCGAGAUAAUCUUCGAACCGAGUCUGAAAAUAAAGGCUAUGUUUGUCCCAACUGUGAGAAACAAUUCUCUCCACUAGACGUAUUAUCCAUGGUCGAUAUGUCAGAUCAAUUAUUCCAUUGUGACAUGUGUGAAAAUAUUCUGGAAGAAAAUGACAAUGCUGAGAACGUUAAGGGUAGUCAACAAAUAUUGACCCGAUUAAGAGAACAAUCACAACCCAUCAUUACCUUGUUGAAGCAAACUGAUUCCAUUGUUAUUCCCACAAGUUACAUCUACAAACAUGCUCCUGGUAGUAGAAACAGUGGAAACAACAAUGAUGAAUAUGAACUUGCUGUGGCACAAGAUACAGGCGCAGGACAAGGUGAUAUUAUUGUCGAUCUUCAAAUGGAUAAUGAAGCUGCUAGACGGGCUAAACAAGAGGAGGCUGAACAAAAGAGAGCCCAAAAUGCCUUACCUGUAUGGCAUCAACGAUCCACCAUUUCCGAUACUAUAUUGGUGGGUACAGGCGAUCGUCCAGCAGAAGAAAAGGACCAAGAUGAAGAUGAUACCUUUGAAGAUGUUGGGACAAACGGCAUGGAUGCUGACACGGAGGAUUAUUACGCAAAAUAUUACGAAAGUUUAAGCAAUAAUGCUGCAGUCCCGACGAAUGAUGAUAUAGAUGACGAUAGUGAAAUGUUUGAAGUUGUGGGAACUGAACAGAAUGGGAUUCAUGAACCAGCCAUCAAUACAUUUGAGGAAACAGCCGAUUCGGCUGAAGAUUUUGAGGAAGACGAGGAUAUCCCACUUGUGUCUGUUAAUGGUAAAAUGAUACCACUAAAUGAAGUGCAGGAGGAAGAUCAACGCAAUAUGUCUACUGAUGAGUACAAGGCAUACUAUGAAGCCUGGGAAAAUUGGCAGAGCUAG